Acomys russatus (golden spiny mouse) is the source of this 1479-nucleotide messenger RNA. Its product is annotated as putative sperm motility kinase W. Lineage: Eukaryota; Metazoa; Chordata; Mammalia; Rodentia; Muridae. The transcript has a single exon. Gene Ontology annotation, cellular component: cytoplasm. The record is from RefSeq and is a predicted model, not a curated record. The coding region runs from base 1 to 1479 and encodes 492 amino acids. Gene Ontology annotation, molecular function: ATP binding; protein serine/threonine kinase activity. Gene Ontology annotation, biological process: protein phosphorylation; intracellular signal transduction.
AUGCUCGGGUAUGCCAUUAAAAACCUUCAUUUCCAUUAUAGGAUGCUUCUUCCCAUUGGCCAGGGCACAUAUGGCUCAGUGAGACUGGCCCAGCACAAGCUCACGGGCACCCUGGUGGCCAUCAAAACCAUUGCCAACAGCAAGAGGCGCCUGCACUGGAUCCUCUCAGAGAUUGCAAUCCUCGAGACCCUUGAGCAUCCCAACAUCAUCCGCCUCUUCCAGGUUCUAGAGACACCAAAAUGCUACCACCUGGUGAUGGAGUAUGCCCCGGGAGGAAACUUGUUCCAACUGGUAAGGGAGGAGGGCAGGCUGGAGGAGGAGAAGGCACGGAAAAUAUUCGGGCAGAUAGUGGCAGCCAUAAAGCAUUGUCACAGCAUGGACAUCAUCCAUCGAGACCUGAAGCCUCAAAACAUCCUAAUUGAUGAGGACGGGGCAGUAAAAGUUAUUGACUUUGGGCUGGCCACCAGGUCUAGAGCUGGCACUAAGCUCAAAGGCCAAUGUGGUACCAAAGGCUUUUUUGCACCAGAGCUAGUGCAUGACAUUGCCUAUGACGGCCGAAAGGCUGACAUCUGGAGCCUGGGCGUGCUGCUCUUUUUUAUCACCACUGGGCAUUUGCCCUUCUCCAGCAAGCAGUGGUGUGAGACAGCGAAGAAAAUAACUACUGCCACCUAUGAUAUACCCACAUAUCUUUCGGGGCAACUGGAAAAUUUAAUCCACCAGAUGUUGACAGUUGCCCCAGAGAUGAGGCCUUCCAUUGAAGAGCUGGAGAAACACCCUUGGGUGAUAAAAUUGGAACCAACCGUACAUGACAGCUACUCAGAUUCCACUAUUAUUGACACGCUCUGUGACGCUGGUUUUGAUGCCACCAAGAUCAGGCGAUCCCUGCAAGAAAAAACGUACGAUGCAACAAUGGCGGCAUACCUAAUCCUCAAAGAGCAGGCACGAAAGGGGCUUAAGCUUGGCGGUACCACCUCUGCCAAGCCAGUGAACCCUGGAGCCACACCUCCCUCAACCCCAGUCCAUGCCUCUAUCUCUGGUCUUCCCCUCAAGCACAUUGCCAGCACCCCCAACUUUGGCCUCUUCCACGCCCAUCCCUCACGGCAGCCCCUGCCUGUUGCCCGGACACUCCCAGGGCAGAAGGUGACCAGAAGUGCCUCCCUUCCUGCCAUUGCUCUAUGUUGCUCCCAGAAAAACACCCCCACUUGUAGUCAUGCUGCUGCAGCAAGAGCUGUGGCUGCCCCAAGGGUCUUCGGCAGCAUAUUGGGAGAGGAAGCGCCCCUGCCACAGGGGCAAGACUCUGACACGGAAACAGCAUCUCCCCCUCAGAACAUCGGCUGCUUCCAGAAACUCCGCAGAAGAAUCGUGGAUUGCCUAACUAAACUCUGUUGCUUCCCUCGGAUUCCCAGGACAAAACCCUGGCGGCCUGUGUUCACCCACAAAGUGGGUCCCAUGAAAGAGGCAGGAGGCGGAGCCCAGUGA